This is a messenger RNA of Alosa alosa (allis shad), 1587 nucleotides long. Its product is annotated as la-related protein 6-like. Gene Ontology annotation, cellular component: nucleus. The transcript has 3 exons. NCBI's taxonomy places the organism in Eukaryota, Metazoa, Chordata, Actinopteri, Clupeiformes, Clupeidae. Gene Ontology annotation, biological process: RNA processing. The coding region runs from base 59 to 1399 and encodes 446 amino acids. Gene Ontology annotation, molecular function: mRNA binding. The record is from RefSeq and is a predicted model, not a curated record.
GUACCUAUAACGUUGGGAUCAGUCUAUUAAUUUACGGGAGGGAAAUAGCAAAUACAGAAUGGACUGUCAGGAUGGGGAUGACAAGCCUUUUUUCAAUGAAAAUGAUGAAGAUAUAGAUAUUGAUGAGUGGACUAUUCCCGACAAGGGUCUCAUUCAAAAGAUGGUGAAGCAGAUAGAGUAUUAUCUAUCCGAUGAGAAUCUUGCCAAAGAUGCUUUCCUUUUGAAACACGUCAGGAGGAACAAGAUGGGCUACGUGAACAUAAAGUUACUCACAUCUUUCAAAAAGAUGAAACAACUGACCAAAGACUGGCGUACCACAGCCUAUGCCCUGCGCCAUUCCAGCAAACUUGAAGUCAAUGAGGAGGGAAACAAAGUCCGGCGAUUAGAGCCUGUGCCAGACGCAGUUCUCUCCCAAGUGCCCAGUAAAGUCCUGCUGGUCUGGAACGUCUCUGAACUGUGCGUAAGUGCAUCAGUAAAUCCUGCUGACCAAAUCAAUUAUCCGGACCCCCGUCCUCGUAGCACCAUAGAAAUAGCCAUCAGUCUUUUAGAACCCUUUGGAGCCAUUAGCACUGUGCGGGUGAACAGACCAGGCAGAGAACUUCCAUCUGAGGUCCAGAGAUACAGCUACAGGUACCCUGAGCUGUCCACAGAAGAGAGUGUUCUGGUCGAAUAUGAGGAGCUGGAGGGGGCAGGGAAAGCUUACCAUGAGCUGACUCAGCCCGACAGCUCUGUGAAGGUUGUCCUGGUGGGCAGGAGCUCCAAGAAGAAGAAGCUGAUGAUGAAUCAGGAUGCGUCCUCCGUGGGUUCCUUGGAGGAGAGGACAUCAGGUAAGGGCAUGGCCAUCCUCAACCGGCGCAUGGAGCAGCUCCAGUCCCGAGCUGAGGACUCCUCGGCCUACAGCUCCUCGGAGUCUGAGUUUGCCUCCUCGUCCCCACUCCACGUGCCCCGCUUCUUCAGCGGCCAGGUAGUGGGGGGCUUUGGCAGCAGCCCCUGGGGCAGCCCUCGCUCCAGCCCCAGGGUCCUCCACGCGCCCCUCCCGGGACCCAGGGUCUCCCCUCUGCUCUUCUCAGAGAUGUGGGGCAGCCCUGACACCAGCCCGGAGCUGAGCAGACGGAGGAGCCCAGAACAGUGUUCUGACAAUCCAGCCUCCACCCCCACAGGCAGUCCAUGGGUGCAGCGACGCAAGCUGGCAGUCAUACAGACUCCCAACUCCUCCUCAACAGAGGACGUUUGUGCCAGGCAGAACCGGGGCAUCGGAACAGCUAAAAGGGCUUUAAACGGGGACUUGAAUGUUCCCCAUGGGGUUCUUCGGUUCCCCUAUGGUCCAGAUGGUACCCGUGGGUUCCACCUCACUGUGGCUAGAAGAUUUCAUCACCCUCUCAAAAUUUUAAUGAACUGAUUUCAUGAAUUUUAAAUGUGGUGAGUUCACAUGCUGUCAUGCUAUUUAUUAUUAAAAUGGUUCAGUGAAAGCAUCUAAUUUAUUCUAUUUAUGGUAGAUGGUAUUAUAUAAAUCAUUUCAUGCUGUCUGUACAACACUCCCCUGCUAAUACAAUAAAUUGCACUUUGAAUGUAUGGACUGUAUGUAUA